AUGGUCAUCCACCUGUUUCCUUGGGAUCCAUCAACUUCGGUCGCCAAUUUGACAGACUCGCAAAUUGUGCAACUCUGUAAUUUGAUAAAUAGCACAAAUAAUGGAAGUUUUGUUGAUGCUAGCGAUGUUAAUACAUCUGCUGAACACGUCAGACCAUCAAGUUUUUAUAUUUGGGGAAUUGGUUUGGCAUUUGUAACUUUGAUCAAUAUGUGUGCGGUUAUUGGAAUUGGAGUUAUGCGAUAUCUCACGAAGAGUGUUUAUAAUCAGGUGAGAUUUUGCGUUGUUUUUUCAAUUCAAAAUUUUGAAAGGUCUCAGGAUUUACAAAUUCCAAAAAAAAUCUCCAAUUGAAAAUAUGGAGCUUCAUGGUCACACAUACGCUAAAAACUCCAGACUCUAUCUCAAAUUUUUGCAGAUAAUCACUCUAUUUGUCGGUCUUGGUGUCGGCUCCUUAUCUGGUUCUAGUUUCUACCAUCUUCUUCCACAAGCCCAUCCAAAACUCAUAGACGAAGUCGACGAAUUCGGCCAUCCUACACAUUCCUAUUUGCAUAUGGCACAUAUCUCAAUUCUCGGUGUUUACGCCUUCUUUUUCUGUGAUAAAUUGAUCAAAAUUGUAUUAGAAGUUCGUAAAAAGAAUCAACAUAUUCAUCAUAAAAGAAUGGAAGAAAUUGAAUCGGAAAGAACAAUUGGAGGAGAUGAAUUAGAAGCUGGAGAGCGAGAAGAGGAAUUGUUGAGACAAACUUUGAAAAAAGGAGUGAUGAGCAAAGCGGAUUGUGAUGAAACGGAAAUGAUGGCAUUGGAAAAGAAAUCGGGAAAAUCUAUGGGAGAUCAGGUACACUUUUAUUUGCUUUUGAAAAAUGCGGGAUUUUUUCUAAAAUUCAAACUAUUUUCACAUUCUCCACGUACAUACAUCGGUUUCUCCCGGUCAGGGUCUCAAAAUUAGCCACCCCCAGAAUGUGAAAAUACAAAAAUUAGCCAGACCCCCUCAAAAUAAAGAGAAAAAACUUGGUUUUUUGGGGGUAAAUUGUUAUUUUUUCAAAAAGUUAGCCGGUCCCCACCCCUUUUUUCCAAAGUUAGCCAGACCCCCUCCGGACGAAAAUCCGGGGAUACUGAUGUAUGUCCACGUAAUAAAAACCAAAAAAUUCCGCAUUUUUCAUUGUUUUUUCCUGAAACAAAUAAUGUAUGCUGUUUUUAUAGCUAAAACCAAAAGUGAAAUUGUCAAAGCCUCAAAUUGUACUUAAGUUUUUCUAUGUUGUUGUUCUAGGCUUUUCUUGUAACCCGUGUGCUCUUUUUGUUGUUUUGAAAUUUAAAAAGAAUUUCAACCAAAAUCAAAAUUCCAGACAACACAUACACUUUCGCCAAGAAAGUGCUUACCGAAAGCGGUUUGUACGUUCAAGAAAACGAGUGAGGUGAUUACUUUUUACUGAUAUCUUUUGAGUCACUUUUUUUGGGGGAAUAUGCAGAUCAAUAUUUUUUUAUAAAACAAAAAAAGUCCCAAAACUUCUUUAUUUUCUCAGGCUCACGGAAUAUGUGUCCACGAUCAUUCAAUCGAAUUUCGCAACGGUGAUUCUGCCAUUGCCGCCGUUGCCUGGAUGAUUAUUUUCGGUGACGGACUUCACAAUUUCAUUGAUGGAAUAUCGAUUGGAGCAGCUUUUGCUGAAUCGAUUCAUUCGGGUUUAUCGAUUUCGUUGGCGGUUUUGGCUGAAGAAUUUCCGCAUGAACUUGGUAUGUAAUUUAAAGUAUGAUAUUCGGUCAGACUUCACUUCAAUGAAAUUUAUAUUGAACAAUUUCUGUUCAGUUUUCAGAAAUCUCAAAAUUAUUAAAAUUUUGAAAAAAAAAUUUCUAUCGAAGAAUUUUAGAUCGGAAAAACCCACGUUGCAAUUUAUUGUUUUACUCUGGCUGAAACUUUGAAAAAAUCAGUUUUUUUACAGGAGAUGUUGCGAUAUUAGUCGCUUCGGGAAUGUCACUCAAACAAGCAAUGAUAUACAAUCUUCUCUCCGCAAUCACAUGUUAUAUUGGUUUUUUCAUUGGUGUAGCAAUUGGUGAACUCGGUCCAGACACUUCAAAAUACGCGUUCGGUUUGGCUGGCGGCAUGUUUUUAUAUAUCUCUUUGGCUUGUAUGAUGCCAGAAAUGAAAAAAGCGAUGGAAGAAGCAUUGAAUGUAUCACUUCGUCAUGGAAUUUAUGUGCUUUUCCUUCAAACAAUUGGCCUUUUUACUGGUCUUUCUCUCAUGUAUAUUAUGGCCAGAUAUGGUGAAGAUAUAUCCAUUUGA
Molecule: messenger RNA, 2269 nt
Organism: Caenorhabditis angaria
Lineage: Eukaryota; Metazoa; Nematoda; Chromadorea; Rhabditida; Rhabditidae
Source: the annotation of a GenBank genome assembly